UCCAUAAUCAUUCAGUCCCUGUUAAAGACGGACACCCUAGAUUAGCUAAACUAGCUGUUUCUCUCCCCCCUUGUGACAGAUCUGAAGAUGAGGGCGGGCUCUGGGGUGACUCCUUUUUUCAGACUGGAACACCGAACAACAUAAUCAAGAAGUGCUUUUUUAGUUCUGUAUUUGUUCAUUUUAUUUUAUUUUUCACAUACAUCUUAAAUUGGUCUCAGGAACGGAUGGAUCACGAGCUAUCUUAAUCUUUCAAAGCCGCACAACCGUCUAGACUAACGAGCUUUUGUUUGGAAAAAUCUGGAGGAAACGGAAGUAAUGUGGAUUUUUUUUUUGUGGCUAUCGAUCGCAGAAUUAAGUAAAUUCUUCGUAAACGUAGUACAUUUUAGUACACUUUUUGGCUAUAAACGCUUUCUACACGUCUUUUAAAAGAAAUGUAGUGAUACAGGAUGAUUCAUCCACUUUACGUCUGUCUGUGGAUUUGGUUCUUAAGUGGUGUGUCUGGUAACUAAUACAAAUGAAGUGAAGUCAGUGUCUGUGAUGGAGGGAGAAUCUGUCACUCUGCAGACUGAUGUAAACGUUCAACGAGAUGAUCUGAUACUGUGGAUGUUUAAUGUUAAUAAUGCAGACACUCGUAUUGCUGAAAUACACAGACAGAGCAUCUAUAUAUAUAACAAAACUGUGAUAUUUGUUGACCGAGUGAAGAUGGACAGUCAAACUGGAUCUCUGACCAUCAGAGACAUCAGAACUGAACACUCUGGACUUUAUAAACUAACCAUCAUUCAAGAAAAGACCACAUACAGGACAUUUUCUGUUGCCGUCUAUGAUACAUUUGUUUACACAGAUGAAGUGAUGUCCGUGACUGAGGGAGAAUCUGUCACUCUAAACACAGAUAUAAAGUUAAGUGGACAGAUAGAGGAGAUUGUGUGGACGCAUAAAAUCAAUAAUUUAGACAAUAUUAUAGCUGAAAUCAAGGGGAAGAACAUCAACAUAUAUCCCAAUGUGGUAUAUGGAGACAGACUGCAGAUGGACAAUCACACUGGAUCUCUGACCAUCAGAAACAUCACAACUGAACACUCUGGACUUUAUAAACUCCUGAUUCGCAACGACAGAGCACUCUCACAAAAGACUUUUACAGUUACAGUGUAUGCUCAUCUUCCUUUUCCUGUCAUCAGCAGAAACUGUUCAUUAUCAUCAUCUUCAUCAUCUGAACGUUCAUCAGUGUCCAGAUUGUCAGUGUUGUGUUCAGUGUUGAAUGUGAGUGCUGUGAGUCUCUCCUGGUACAAAGGAAACAGUGUAUUGUCCAACAUCAGUGUGUCUAAUCUCAGCAUCAGUCUCUCUCUACCUCUGGAGGUGGAAUAUCAGGAUAACAACACCUACAGCUGUGUGGUCAACAAUCCCAUCACAAACCGCACCACACAUCUGAAUACAAGUCAAACCUGUCAGGAAAGAUCAGAACCCCUGCAGAAUUCACAUUUGGUGGGAAUAACAGUUAGUGUGAUACUGGUUUUGGUUGUAUCCAGUGCAGUACUGAUAUACUUUCAUCAAAGAAAAUGCAAAUCGGUUCAGACUUGUGACGAAGAGGUACUUUACGCAGAAACAACAUUUCAUGCACGCAGAGUUCAUAAGGCGCCAACUAAUCAAGACGACCACAUCAUAUACUCCAGCGUUAAUGCAAGAUGACAUCGAUCCCAGCUUUUAUAUGCAGUCAACAAUAACAAUAGCAUAUAAAAAGUCAUACUGAAGUAUUCAUUUCAGGACUAAAAGUGCCUCUGCGCUGUAGUUUACCAUGGUUAUUAAGCAUUUUCAACAGUAGCAUAGCAAGUGGAUAGAGCUGAAUACAGUAUUAAAGGGGGAUGUUUUGUGCUUGUCUUAGUUUGAUAAUCUAAAGAGCUAGUUGAAAAAACACAUUUGGUCAUACUGCUUUUAUUAAUGUCAAACAUUUCAGAAUAAUUUUUAACUCGGUAGAACUAACUUUGAAAAACAUUUCAUAUAUACAGGGUGUCUGCGGGGUCUUAAAAAGUAUUAUAAUUUGAUAAAUCAAUUAUGAGAACAACUGUUUAUUAAGUUAAAGGUUUGAUACUGAUUAAGAACUUGAAGUGGUGACGAGGUUAAAAUAUUACAAGGUCUUUAAAAAGGUAUUGAAAUUUUCUUUAGGAUUCCUGCAUAUACCCUGAUAUAGAUGACUAAGGCGUUGCUGCACAUUAGAGCUUGAAUGUUUGACAGUUACAUCAGUUAGUCUUAAAACCUGUUGAUACUUGAUUUGUGGGUAGUCGUGUAUAAGAAAUUUUGUCUAAGGCAAGACAUGUUCUGACAAGCUCACCUGUGUUUCUGGAUUAUUUCUACUUUUAGUUUAGAUUUAACAGAGAACUCAGGAAGACGUGUUGUAAUAAUUAGCAAUAUUGGGACCAAUACACCAAUCCAAGUCCAAAAAUGUCAUACUAAGUUCUAAUUGUAUACAUAUUUAGUAUAUUUCUACACUGUUUACAUUGCUAAGUAUAUUUUUUUUAUAUUGCCUUAAGUAUUAACAAAAGCAAUUCAAAAGGAGCUUAUCAGUGUAAGGUGUCCUUUGACCAGUCUGACUGUUACUAAACGUGCUGUUAAAACCGUUGAGAUUAUCCUUUUGACAACGUCUUUUGUUCAGAUGAAUGGGAGUGUCAAUAGUUAACUGACAGUUAUUUUAUGGGUUUCCUUCUUUCCAAACAGAACUUAUUCCUGACAUUUUGGCAGACCAAUUGAAUGCAGCUGUUAAACUUGCAAAAUGGGAACUUUGUGCAGCUAAUGCUGAAAAUUUCCAUUGUAUUUAACAUUUUAGCUCUGAGCCUAAAACAGAAAACUUUGCAUUACACAGCAUUUUCCUUGUACUAAUACUGUAUUAUGUAGCCUUAUGGGAAUUAUUUUCGUAAAAGUCACAAGUAGAGUAUUAACACAAAAUGCCUCUUUGUUUUUAUACAGUCAAUUAUUUUAUUAUGACAUUUCACUGACCUCCACAUGUUUACGUUAAGUGUUGCCUCAAUAAAAAUCGUUUCCUCUGACAAAAAUAAUUACUUAUAGUUUACUCACGCCUUCACUUUCAGCAGCUAAACCAUGUCAUGUACUAAAGGGGAAUGGCAGUAUUUGUAGAACCAGGUCUGCCACAUUGUAAUGCCAUUAGUGCAAAUAAGCAAAUAAAAACCUUUUGCUAAAUGCA
This is a messenger RNA of Danio rerio (zebrafish), 3187 nucleotides long. NCBI's taxonomy places the organism in Eukaryota, Metazoa, Chordata, Actinopteri, Cypriniformes, Danionidae. The record is from RefSeq and is a predicted model, not a curated record.